This is a messenger RNA of Ascochyta rabiei, 1722 nucleotides long. RefSeq lists its product as uncharacterized. The coding region runs from base 1 to 1722 and encodes 573 amino acids. Lineage: Eukaryota; Fungi; Ascomycota; Dothideomycetes; Pleosporales; Didymellaceae. The transcript has a single exon. The record is from RefSeq and is a predicted model, not a curated record.
AUGGCCGAUGUGCUGCCCCUGUCGCGCGAUGCCCCGAAUCCCCUGCGGCCGUACUACCUCGCCCCCUCCAUCGGCCUGCCGCCCGAGCUGCCGCCGCAGACCAGCACCGCGUCCUCGUCGAGCGCGCCGCCGCCGCACCGCCCGCCCACCACCGCCGGCAGCCUGUCGAGGCCGUCGCUGGGCAGCCAGGCACGUGACAUGCUGUCCGACCUCGACUACGACAGCUACUUCCCCGGCUCGUCGCCCUCGGUCGCCGCGCACGCCAAGCAGCUGCUCGACCAGGCGCUGUGGAAUUACACGAGCGUCCUGCUGGCCCAGCCCUUCGAGGUCGCCAAGACGCUGCUGCAGGUCCACGAGGCCCGAGGGCAGCUGGCACCCGGCCUGCGCGUGAACGGCGACGAGUGGAGCGGGCGUGAGCGCGCGCGGCCGGGCAGCUUGGCGCGCCGCGGCUUGGGCGAGUUCCCUGACGACGACGACAACGACGACGACGACGACGACUCGGACGACGAUGCCCCCGGCUACUUCACCUCGACCGCGCCCUCCUCCCACGGCCUCCGCGGCCUCCGCGACCACCGCUCGCCCUCUGCCUCGCGCUCGCGCUCGCCCAGGAAGACGCUCCAGCGCAACGUCCACAGCCGCUCGCGCUCCGAGACGCCCACGCGCCCCCCGCAGACGCCCGCCCGCCGGCUCGACCUCAAGCGCGCAGACUCGCUCCUCGAGGUCAUCGCCCAGCUGUGGCAGAAGGAGUCGGCCUGGGGCGUGUGGAAGGGCACCAACUGCACCUUCAUCUACAACUUCCUGCUCAAGACCACCGAGAGCUGGUUCCGCAGCGCCAUCUCCGCCCUGCUCAACAUCCCCGACCCCGGCGCCAUGGGCGCCUCUGCCAGCGGCAUCGGCGGCCUCGACAUCAUCGACAGCCCCUCGCCGCUCAUGUCCCUGGCCGUCGCCGUCGCCGCCACAGCCAUCGCCGCCACCAUCCUCGCGCCCCUCGACCUCAUCCGCACCCGCCUGAUCGUCACGCCCAUCUCCUCCGCCCCGCGCUCCAUCUACCCCUGCCUCUCCCUGCUCCCCUCGGUAUCCAUCUCCUCCAAUCUGCUGCCAGCCACGCUGCUCCACGCCUGCAUACCAACCCUCAUCUCCUCCUCCACCCCGCUCCUCCUCCGCUCCACCCUCAGCAUCGACCCCAUCAUCACGCCCACCACCUACUCCUUCAGCACCUUCCUCUCCUCCACCGCCGAGCUCUUCGUCCGCCUCCCCCUCGAGACCGUCCUCCGCCGCGGCCAAGUCGCCGUCCUCCAAGACAACGAAAACCGCCGCCUAGCCGCCGAAUACCGCCAACCCCCGCAACCAGCCUCCUCAGCCUCCACCUCCUACUUCCACGGCUACGACCCCCAGUACUCGGAGCCCGUCCUCAAGGAGCCCGUCCUCAAGAAACCCGUCGAGGACUCCUCUCUCCGCCGCUUCCACACCAUCAUCGACCCGGGCCCCUACCGCGGCGUCCUCGGCACCAUCUGGUUCGUCAUGCGCGAAGAGGGCAUCACUACCGUCGGCCCUACCGCCUCCAAGGCGGCCAGCGCGCAGAGAAUGGGGUUCCAGCGCCCUGUGCGCACGCGCAAGGGGCAGGGCGUCCACGGUCUGUGGAGGGGGUGGCGUGUCGGUGUUUGGGGUCUCGUGGGGAUCUGGGGCGCCGCUGCCUUGGGGGGCGGUGGCGGCGAGUUUUGA